Molecule: messenger RNA, 3540 nt
Organism: Otolemur garnettii (small-eared galago)
Lineage: Eukaryota; Metazoa; Chordata; Mammalia; Primates; Galagidae
Gene: LGALSL
Product: galectin like
Exons: 5
Coding region: 36-554 (172 amino acids)
Molecular function (GO): carbohydrate binding
Source: RefSeq, a predicted model, not a curated record
UGCCACCGGUGCGCCCCGCCGCGCUGUGCAAGAAGAUGGCGGGAUCGGUGGCCGACAGUGAUGCCGUUGUGAAACUAGAUGACGGGCAUUUGAACAACUCCUUGAGCUCUCCAGUUCAAGCCGACGUGUACUUCCCACGACUGAUAGUUCCAUUUUGUGGGCACAUCAAAGGUGGCAUGAGACCAGGCAAGAAGGUGUUAGUGAUGGGCAUCGUAGAUCUUAACCCCGAAAGCUUUGCAAUCAGCUUGACCUGUGGUGACUCAGAAGAUCCUCCAGCUGAUGUGGCAAUUGAACUCAAAGCUGUGUUCACAGACCGGCAGCUACUCAGAAAUUCUUGCAUAUCCGGGGAAAGGGGUGAAGAACAGUCAGCAAUCCCUUAUUUUCCAUUCAUCCCAGACCAGCCAUUCAGGGUGGAAAUUCUUUGUGAGCACCCACGUUUCAGAGUAUUUGUGGAUGGACACCAGCUUUUUGAUUUUUACCAUCGCAUUCAAACGUUAUCUGCAAUUGACACCAUAAAGAUAAAUGGGGACCUCCAGAUCACCAAGCUUGGUUGAUGUUUACACCACCUCUAUUUCAAAUAGGAUCAGGUGCCACAACUAUCUGUCAGUCUGGAAGAAGUAUCCUACCAAGAUCUGGAGACUUAAAAAGAAAACAAAGAGCAAGCUUUACUGUCUCUUCUUUCUGUGCAGUUUAAAUCCAAAAUGACAAUCUUCAAUCAUGGAUUGCUAUUGGGAAGCUGUUGGGACAAAGAUACCAAGCCAUUAGUCCCAGAACAAAGUAAUACAUUUUUGCUGGAUUUCAUUCAGACUAAACUAAAAUGGAUUUGUAAUGAUUUGUGAUCUGGUAGCAAAUGAUUCAUCUUUUCAAAGCAAAGUGAUGUUUAGAAACAAAAGUGCUAAAGACACUCGAAAAACAACAACGGUACACCGAAAUCAACACAUUUCUGCACUGAAGUGGAAUUGUGUAGCACAACCCACAUUUUAGUCAGGGUAUUUACAUAGAAUGUAGGUUGUUCAAGGUUUGGUUUUUUUGUUGUUGUUGUUUGUGUUUUUUGUUUAUUUGGUUGGUUUUUUUGCACAGCGUAAUGUUAAUUCAGAUUUUUGAAGCUUUCCUGUAGUUAUUUAUUUAUACUCAAUGUAUGUAUUAGAGAAUGAGCAAUGUCUCAAGAACAGCAAGUUAUAAACUUUUGAAUGUACAAAUAUCUUAGGUCCGAGAGGGGAAAUUACAUAUUACAGUUAUGAAACAGGUAAAUUUCUACCUUAAAGAAUUGAAUUAUAUUCUCCUACCCCUUACCUUAGGAUCUCUUGGUAUAAAUUACUAUAAUAGUUUUUGGGGAAACUUUGAAGCAUUUUGAUAAAAUUUCUUUCAAGUUAUUACUGAUUAUGUAACACUGUUUACAUUGCUUUUUCUCCUAACUGUGAAUUGGCACAGGAUUGGCUUCCUUAACACUGAUUAACUACUUCUCCAUAGAUUUAUAUAAUAGCUCAUUCAGUUGUUAUUAAAUUAAUUGAAAACAUAAAAGGUGAUUGCAUAGGCAAUUUUUUAAAUGACUAUUAUAUAAACUUUUAAAAGACUAAUAUGAAAAGGAUUCUGGAAUGCAGUGUAAAACAGAAGCAAAUGGCCCCGAAUAACUUACUUGGAAGUAAUUUAUAUCAACUUAAGCUGUUAGCUCAUUGUGUAACUUUUCUUAUGUUACCCUCACCAAUAUCCCUAAGUAAAACCUCUGGAGCUUCAGAGUAGAAGAGGCUUCCUACUUUGCUGGCUCUGAGAAGACAGGAUUAGAUGGGAUCCAGAUUAGGAAAUGAUCCAGUUAGUUUAUCUGAAAGGUUAACUCCCAGGACUCCGGGUCUUUGAGUCUAGCCAAUAGUGGAAAUGCUUCCAAUUAAGCUGUAGGAAUUUCCUUGCACUUGUGGAACUGAUCAAACAGGAGUAGAGUGACUCCAGCAGGAGGCUGUAGUACUGUAAAUGUCACCACAAGGCAAGAGGUGGUUGGAGUUCUGGGUCCUGGACUUUACAAGCUGCAUGGGCCCUGGAGAGAAGGAACAUUGGCCUUGCUUUGGUCAGGUAGUAGGGGAACACAAGGGUGCUGGGGUGGGGGUGUAUUUAUGUAUAAUUUAGGUUUUGUUUGUACAGCAUUCUGUGUCUUGUAAUGACAUGUCCUUGUCUUGCUUUGCUUUUAGGUUUUUUUACACAACAUGCAGAGGCACUGAAGUGGCUAUGCCAUUUUCACGUGUCGAGAAUGUAGACAGUGUUUCAGUACCAAAGGCUAAGAUAAAGCAAACUAAAAUUAUGAAUUUUUUGCAGGUGAUAUAUUUGGAUUCUUCUCAACUUUGAAACUGUUUAGCACAGUUCCACUGUGUUGUAUAAGAAGAUCCUUUCUCCAACAAGACUGGCUGUACAUUGAAAACCUCUAUGUACAAGCUGACUUAUUCAGCCAUUUUCAGCCAUGAGGGCUGUUCUGUGGCUCCAGGUAUUUUCAAGCCUGUGAUUAACUUCUCAUGGCUUGUCACUAAAAAGCCACUAAAUUUGGGGGUGUGUUUGUAGAGAGGGCACCCUGAAGUAUAUUGAUAGGAGUUUUGAUUCCCUUAUGGUGGAAGACUUCCAUAGGAGGACUCCUUCAAGUGGCUACGAUUCCCACCCACUGCAUAAUUCAGCAGAAACUAGAGGCGCAGGGAGUGUAACUGAUUGGAAUUGACACUCUGGUUCUCUCCACCUCUCAGCUAACUCCUUAGCAGCUUAGUGUGAAAAUGCAGUGUUAACCCUUUGUUUCUCUGUGAGGUCAGUGGGAACCUCUUUGAUAAGCCUAUUUGGAUUCAUGUAAAUGAUGCGAUGAUUUAAUUCAGAUAUAGCUAUAUUAGUAGGGGUCUAAUCCAGCUGUACUAACCAUUAGCUAUAAACUGAAACAAUGUUCAUACCCUCUCCUCAGCCUGUGAGGUCUAAGGUGAGAAUUUCAGGAAAGAAAGUGCAAUUUAAAGCUUCACAGGGAAGUAUUUGGGAAUGUAAGGAGUUAUUUCUGACCAGAGCCCUAGUUUUGCAAUAACCAAAACCAAGGAGUAUAAAUAACAAUCAGGCUCUGGGGAAAUAAAAGGCAGGCUUUAGACAAUCUGUCCGUUUCUACUGCAAAAUUGGAGUGAAUGUGUAUAUCUGCUUAAAAGUUAAUAGAAAUGAAUUCUACUUUUUGGGCUAUUCCCCCAAAUUGUUAUUUUUUUUAAAUUUUGAAACCCCAUUUCAAAUCUUGCCAACCUCAGUUCAAAACCCCCUGAGAGAUCACUUUUAGAAUUGAUGAUUUGUUAAAAUGGCAAAUCAUUUCAUUUGUGUUAAAAAGAAAAUAUCCUAAAAGAGGGAGGGAGCCCUGUUUCCUUGAGAGAAACAGCCUUGGCAUUUUCCAGCGUUAAUGUAGAAAUAAUGUUCCUAUGAUGACAUAUUUUCAAAGAAACACUUUCUUAUUUACUGCGUGGUGUAAAAUGUUGCUAAAUGUGUUAUUACAUUAUGUCACUGCUGAAAGUUAUUUGCACUAUAAUAAAGGAAUUUUAUACAAAA